ACCAAUUCUUGCAUUUAGCCAUAUAUGCUCCAAAAAUAUAAAUGUUUCAAUCACUUUGGUGUAUGAAAAAUAUUACAGAAGAAAACUACAAAUGCAAGAUUCCACAAACAUGAGAAAUCCUAUUAUUGCACAUUAACCACUAAAUCUAAUUGCGGGAAACUGUACCUGCGAUCUCUAGGGAUGAAAAAAUCAACAACCUUUCCAUACUUAUCAAAAAGGGGGAAAAACAGUUGUACCUGGAAAGACAAAAUCGAAUGAUGAAAUUAUCAAUUUACGAAAGGUGAUGUUGAGGACGAGCAGUGAAUAGGUUAUAAGUAUCUCUGAUAUCCGGUGGACCUGCUCUUCCAAAAUGCAAUAUGGUUAAUCGUUUUAGGGAACGAGAAUGAAGAAUGAAAUCAGAGGACAAAGAACGAGUAGAAGAACAGUAGCAGGUUGAGGCCGCUUGGCUAUCGUUGAUUCAAUUUGUGGCGUGAGUAAUCCCUAAUCGAAAUUUGGGUUAAGUUGGGCCCCCUUAGAAUUGGGGCCUUGCUUAAUUUCAAAGUAAAGCCGGCCCAGACGCAGACAUCUAGGUUUUGGCCAUAUAACUUCCCGCCCAAAACCCCUUACGUUCGCAAAUUCGCCAUAGGUUUCGAAUCCUUGAUCCUUCAAGCCACCUGGUAUAGCUUCAAUGGCGGAAACAGAAACUGCUGAUACUAGUAAAAAUGUCAUCAAAGUUGAGGAAGAAAUCGAAGGAGACCAAAUUGGCACAAAAAACUAUCGUUUCAGCAAAAUCGGCGAAUCUGUUCCCAUCAAAUCCGAUGCAGAUUUCAAAUUCGAUAUGGACAACCUUCCGUCUCGUCCCAUGGCAGUCUCAGAACGUUUUGGAGUGAUUUUUGUUGCUCAUUCCUCCGGGUUUUGUGUUGCAAGGACCAAAGAUGUUAUGGAUUCAGCAGAAGAGUUGAAAAAUGGAGGCACUGGUCCUUGUAUACAGGAGCUAAGUGUUGUGGAUGUUUCUGUUGGAAAGAUUUCCAUAUUGGCAUUAUCUGCAGAUUCUUCCAUGCUUGCAGCCUCUGUUGGUUCCAACCUUUAUUUUUUCUCAGUUGAGGGUCUUCUUAAUAAGGAUCAAGAACCUUCCUUUUCCAAGUCAAUCAAUGGCUCAAGUAGCAUCAAAGACAUGCAGUGGAGUCCACGCUUGAAGCAACAGUAUGUUGUUCUUACAAAUGAUGGAAAUUUAUACCAUGCAGCUGGCCAAGAUGAUCUUAAUAAUCUUAUGGACAAUGUUGAUGCUGUUGACUGGAGCAUGGAUGGAAAGUUUCUUGCUGUGGCAAAAUAUGAUUAUUUAAGCAUUUUAUCAUCAAAAUUUGAAGAAAAGUUACAAAUUAAGUUACUAUUUGAUUCAUUAGUUGAUGAUUCCGCUCCAGAUUCUGUUGUAAAAGUGGAUUCUCUCAGGUGGGCCCGCCCAGAUUGUAUUAUCUUAGGAUGUUAUCGUCUGAAUGCUGAUGGGAAGGAGGAGAAUUAUCUACUUCAACUCAUCAGUGUCAAAGAUGGAAAAAUCACAAAACCCUCUUCCAAUCCAGUGGCUUUGACUUUUAGUGAUGCUUUUCUUGCUAUAAAUGAGGAUGACAUUCCAUCUGGAAGUGGACCCCAUAUGUUUGUGAGCUAUGUGGAUGAAUGUGAGAUUGCAUUUGUUGCUAAUAGGAAGAACACAGAUCAACACAUUGUGCUAUUUGGUUGGUCUUCAGAUAAGAAUAAUGAAGCUGAAAUGAUAGAAAUCACAAAUGAUGCAUGGGUUCCAACAAUUAAUCUUCAAGAAAACAGUGAUGAUAAUCUGAUAUUGGGGCUAGCUGUUGACAAAGUUUACAAGGAUGAGAAACUUAGACUCACACUUGGGGAACAAGAUACAGAAGUUUCACCAUGUUGCAUUCUUCUAUGCCUUACCAUUGAUGCAAAGGUUUUUAUGUUCCAUUUUGCCAGUGCCACAGGCCCUUCCCUUUUGUCAGAAGAUGCAACUUCUUCUGUCUCUGAUGAGGAAGUUGAGUCUUCUCCAAUCAGUUCUCAAAAUCAGGUGAUGAAUAUUAAUAAACAAAUUGAGGAUCAAACUCCUCAAAAAGUAAAAGUGGAUGAACAAAAUGAGAAAGCACACAGUGAAGCUCAUACAAUAAGAAAAGAUGAAAAAACCAACUCUACAUCAGUUUUACAGCUAGAUAAAGGUGCUACACAACAACAAGUUCUUAGUAGUAGCAAAGAUCAAGGGCAACCACUGUUUAAAGCAUCUGAGCCUGUUAAAGAUUUGAAGAAGAUUGAAAAUGAAAAAGUUGCUGAUUCUGUUUCAAAAAAUGAUAAAUCAAACAAAACAGUAUUUGGAGGUUUAGAAUCAUCUUUCAAUAAAGCUUCUUCAUUUGGCUUGCAUGAUUCAUCUGGAAGCUUCUCUAGUUCUUCAAAUGUUUUUGGGGUGCAAUCUUCUAAGGCAUCAUUUGGUUUGAAUACUUCAUCUGAAUCACACUUUUCUUCAAAUGUUUUUGGAGUUCAAUCUUCUUCUUCUUCUUCUUCAGCUCAUGCUAGUGUGAAUAAGGCAUCAUUUGGUUUGAAUACUUCAUCUGGAUCAUCAAACUUUUCUCUAAAUGCUUUUGGGAUGCCAUCUUCUUCUUCUUCUUCUUCUUCUUCUUCUUCUUUUUCGUCUUUUUCUGGUAUCCAAAGGAGUGCAGAAUCAUCAGGCAAAAUAGGAUCAACUAAUCUGCCUGUUUCAUCAGGAACAUCUUCUAGUGGAGGCAUGUUUCCUUCUAGAACUUUUGAGGUGAAGUCUCCUUUUUCAAAUACAGGAACAGGAACCACACCUUUGAAACUUUCAUUUCCCAAAUUGCCCUCCGCUUCAUCUACAACUACAUCAAUCACAUCUGGGGUUAAUGUCAUCAACACAUUGCCUGUAAUGUCUACUACACCACCGAAUCUAGGAAAAUCUUUGGAUUUGAGAUCAUCUGACAAAGGAAAUUACAGAAGUCAAACUCAGUCAAGGAUGUUAAAUUCUGACCCAAAUCUAUCAGAACAACGCAGUGUUGAAGAGAUGGCAAAAGAACUAGAUACUCUGUUGGAUUCUAUUCAAGGACCAGGUGGUUUUUAUGAUGCGUCUGUUUCUGCCCAUAAACCAUCUGUUACAGCUCUGGAAGAGGGUAUUUUGGUACUUUCAGAAAGAUGCAGAAAAUGGACAGACACAAUGGAUCAUGGGAUUGAAGAGGUUCAACUUAUCCUUGACAAGACUGUUCAAGUUUUGGCAAGGAAAAUAUAUAUGGAGGCAAUAGUGAAACAAGCAACUGAUAGUCAAUAUUUAGAUAUUUGGAAUCGCCAGAAGCUGAAUUCUGAAUUGGAAAUGAAGCGUAGACAUAUUUUACAGAUAAAUCAGAAUUUAACAAAUCAGGUAAUAGAACUUGAAAGACAUUUAAACACCCUUGAACUCCAAAGAUUUGGUGAUAAAGGUGACCUAGAAACAAAUCGAAGAUCUUUCCAUACGAGACAUGGCCCACCAAGGCAUGUUCAGUCUUUACACAGUUUACACAACACCAUGAAUGCCCAGUUGGCAGCUGCAGAGAAACUCUCUGAAUGUCUUUCAAAACAAAUGGCUGUGCUUAGUAUCGAAACGGGACCCACAAAAAAACAAAACGUGAAAAAGGAGUUAUUUGACACAAUCGGAAUCUCCUACGACAAUUCCCCAAGUCAAGAAAAAUCUAGGUCGGUCCCACCAAAAAGUCAACUUGUAAUUUCUUCAAAUUCAUCUACAAAGAAAAGUCAACAAAGUGCUGUGAAGACUUCUGAACCAGAAACCGCAAGAAGACGCAGAGAUUCUCUCGAUAGGAGCUGGGCAAGCAUUGAACCCCCGAGAACAACUGUAAAAAGGAUGCUUUUGCAAGAGGAGCGAACAAGUACACCUCCCGCCAGAUCAUCUUUGCCACCUGGCACUAGAAAACUCGAUCGGUUGUCUGUGGGUCCCACGGUUUCUCAUAAUAUGCCAUCAGAAACACAAAUAAUGCGACAUUCUGAAAGACAAUUGAAUUCCUCCUCAGUUUGGGGUAAUAACAGUAACAGUAACAAUAACAGUUUAGAUUCAACAAAAACUCCCGUGGUAGCAGCUUCUGUGCUUUCUUUAGGCUCUGUUUCACAUUCACAGUCAACGCCUGUUGUAAGUCAAGAGGUUGAAAAGUCAAAAAGCCGUUUCACCUUCAACUUAAAAUCAGAUGACCCAAAAAUUACUCAACAGCCUCCAAGUUUCUUGGAACCUUCAAAGUCACCUGCAACAAAUAUAUUCCAGAAGAAGCCUCUUGACUUCUCAGAAUCAAGCAAUAAAGAAACCGAAAAACCAAAGUUUUUAGUUGGAGACACGAACCAGAAGCCAAAAGUGGCAGAAAGCUCUUCUUCAAUUUGGUCAAAAAAGAGUCAAGAAUCACCAUUUUCUGCCACGUCAUCAUCUACUGCCUUUUCAGGAAAAAGUUUCUCUUUGGAAUCAUCGUCAUCUACGAAAGAGAAACAGCUUAGUGAAGCUGUGUCUUCUUCUGUUGCAUCAUUAUCUGUUCCUGUUACUUCAACACCUUCAUCCUCAACGCCUCCCAUUUCAUUUAGUAAACCAUCAACCAGUUUUGGGAUCCAAUCAGGUGCUACUCAGACCACCACCCCACUCUCUGCACCUUCAUCUUCACCUUCACCUUCACCUUCACCUUCUUUUCUUUCGUUUUCAUCCUCCAUUAAACCUUCAGCCAACAUAGAUUUGAACACUUCCAAAUCAAAACCAGAUACAACUGAAACUCCAACUCCAAUACCUAGUCUACUUUCAUUACCCAAGUUCGAUAUAAAACCAAAUGAGAGUUCUUCAACUCAAGUUUCACCUCCCACCCCCCGUGGUUUCCUCAGUUGCCACAAGUAG
Messenger RNA from Lactuca saligna, 4888 nucleotides. Lineage: Eukaryota; Viridiplantae; Streptophyta; Magnoliopsida; Asterales; Asteraceae. The record is from the annotation of a GenBank genome assembly.